Molecule: messenger RNA, 2468 nt
Organism: Mollisia scopiformis
Lineage: Eukaryota; Fungi; Ascomycota; Leotiomycetes; Helotiales; Mollisiaceae
Product: Noc2-domain-containing protein
Exons: 1
Coding region: 28-2334 (768 amino acids)
Biological process (GO): ribosomal large subunit biogenesis
Cellular component (GO): nucleoplasm; Noc1p-Noc2p complex; Noc2p-Noc3p complex
Source: RefSeq, a predicted model, not a curated record
GCAUUCAACACCCCAAGAACGACUCCAAUGGCGAAAAGUACGAAGAAGUCGACUCGCAAGUUCGAGAAGAACCAUCUGAAGGAUGCUCUAGAGAAGAGGAAAGCUGGCGCAAAAAUUAAGCAGCGACAGCAGGUCAAGGCAAAGCGACAAGCACGAAAUGCGAAAGAUGCUGAAUUUAUGGGUGGAAAAGAUGGAGAGGAGGCGCCCAAGGCUAAGAGCUCUGCCAAAGAGGAUGCCUUUGCGAAGAUGAAUGUGGACGAUUUUUUCCAAGGCGGUUUCGAAAUCCCAGAGAAGCUUGCGAGGAAGUUGAAGUCGAAAAGCGCUCCAGAGAAAUUAGGAAAGAGGAAGAGAACAGAACCGGAAGAAGAGGACGAUGAUGACUCGUCGGAAGCUUCUUUUGAAGAAGCUCCAGUCAUGAGCGACAGCGAAGAUGAUGCUGCCGAGGACGACAUUGGCAUGAGCAAGGGUGCUAUGGAUGCAUUGGCAGAGAAGGAUCCGGAAUUCUACAAAUACUUGAAAGAGAAUGACCCUGAAGCUUUGGAUUUUGACGACUAUGCAGAUCUCGCUGAAGUCGAUGCAUUGAGUGGCAGUGACGUGGAGGAGGAACCCAAAAAGAAGAAGCAAAAGAAUUCCAAGAAGAAGAUUCAAGUUGAAACAGAAGAGGGCUCAGGAGAGGAGGAGGAAGAGGAGGACGAUGCAUCAGAGGUCACAAAGCCUAUGGUUUCGAAAUGGACAAAAGCUAUGACGGGACAGAACUCAUUACGAGCUAUGCGACAGGUUGUUCUUGCGUUUAGAGCAGCUGCGCAUCUCAAUGAGGAUGAAGGGAAGGACUACAAGUAUACCAUUUCGAAUCCCGAAGUCUACCACGACUUACUUCUCACGACACUCAAGCACGUUCCGGAGGUGCUAAACCACCAUUUACCGGUAAAAGAAUCAGCUUCUGGGAAAGUACGAGUGUCAACGGACUCGAAGAAAUUCAAAACUCUUUCACCUCUACUCAAAUCGCACUCUACUUCCGUCCUUCACCUCCUCGGCUCUCUCUCCGAUGCGCCGACCCUCAAGAUUACGUUGUCAUCUCUUACGCCCUUGCUCCCGUAUCUGCUAUCGUUCAAGAAGAUUCUGAAGACCCUGGUCAAGUCAGUGGUCGACAUCUGGUCAGAUCCUUCAAGUACCGAGGCAACACGAAUAACAGCAUUCCUUGUUGUCCGACGGUUGGCAGUGAUAGGCGAUCCAGGACUUCGUGAAGCAGUAUUGAAGACUGUUUACCAAGGAUUGAUCAAAGGGAGCCGAAGCACGACAAUACACACCAUUCAAGGCAUCAACUUGAUGAAAAAUUCUGCUGCUGAGCUCUGGGGCAUCGACCAAGGAGUUGGCUAUACAACUGGAUUUACCUUCAUCCGCCAACUUGCUAUCCAUCUGCGGAGUAGCAUCACGAAUAAUCAGAAAGAGUCCUACAAGACGAUCUACAACUGGCAAUAUGUCCAUUCAUUGGACUUCUGGUCUUGCGUAUUAUCAGAACAUUGCAAUCCCAUUAAGGAAGCAGAGAGUGGUAAGGAGUCAGAACUACGUCCUCUUAUCUACCCAUUAGUGCAAGUCACUCUGGGAGCCAUGCGUCUGAUACCUACAUCCACCUACUUCCCUCUUCGAUUCCACAUGAUGCGAUCUCUUCUCCGACUCUCUAGAGCUACUGGUACAUACAUACCUCUCGCAGCAGCACUACUAGAAGUCUUGAACUCUGCGGAGAUGAAAAAACCACCCAAGCCAAGUACUUUGAAGAGUCUCGAUUUUGCUUCGAAUUACAAAGCUCAAAAGACAUACCUGCGAACACGAGUCUACCAAGAUGGAGUCGGCGAACAAGUUGUAGAACUGUUGUCAGCAUUCUUCGUCCUGUGGUCGACCAGUAUCGCUUUCCCGGAAUUGGCUUUGCCGGUCAUUGUCAUGCUGAAGCGUUGGUUGAAGGAUGCCAAUAACAAGGCAUCUGGAAACAAGAACAAUAAGCUCAAUUCUGCUUUGUUGCUGUUAAUUCAGAAAUUAGAAGCGAAUGGCAAAUUCAUCGAGGAGAGGAGAGCGAAGGUCGACUUCGCACCAAAUAAUCGAGCUGGUGUGGACGGGUUCCUGAAGGGAUUUGAGUGGGAGAAGACACCGUUAGGAGCCUUUGUUGUUGGUCAGAGGAAGCAGAGAGAAGAGAAAGCUAGAUUAGUGGAACAAGGUCGCAGAGAGGAGGAGAGGAAGAGGAAACAAGAUCGACAGAAGGAGAAGGAGGCCGAUGUCAGCGAUGAGGAGAUGGAAGAUGUCGACGAGUCUGGCUUCGAGAGUGAGGAAGAUGAUGAGUAGGCUUGUAGGUAUCCAUUGGCGUUUGGCGCUCAAAAUGAGCUUGGGUAUUGGCUCUAUAAUGAGUGUUGUAGAUAUCUGAAAAUUCUCUCUAUGAAGAACAAUACUUGCGGAUACCUGACCUUCGGGUACUUUGG